This is a messenger RNA of Spodoptera littoralis (African cotton leafworm), 5325 nucleotides long. NCBI's taxonomy places the organism in Eukaryota, Metazoa, Arthropoda, Insecta, Lepidoptera, Noctuidae. The record is from the annotation of a GenBank genome assembly.
AUGUCUUUAAAUGAGGAUAAGAAAGAAGAUGGAGUAGCUCCUAUAGGUUUUAAAACUGCAAGCAAUAAAGAAAUAAAAAUAACAGAUACUGCUUUAGCUAAAAUAAAAGAUGUCUUCAAAGAUAUUGAUUUGGAUGAAGAUUUAAAUGAGAUAGAAUUGAACGAAGAUAAUUUUAGAGAGAAGAGUUCAACUCAAGUCGAUGGAGAUCUAAAAGCUGCAACUGAAGUAGGAUUUAAAACUGCAAGUAAUAAACACAUAAAUAUAUCUAAAGAAGCGUUGAAUAAAACAAAGAAUAUAUUUCAGGAUCUAGAUAAUAUUGAAUUUCCUAAAAAACCCGAAAAAGCUGAAGAGAAUUCGUUUGAAAUAACUUCAGCUAUAGCAACUCCAGAACCUGAUUUUGUUGGUUUUAAAACUGCUAGCAAUAAAAAUAUUAAAGUUUCAGAAGCGGCCUUAGCUAAAACUAAGAAUUUAUUCCAAGAUAUUGAUAAUAUAGAACUUUCAAAUAAAAAUACAGAAGAAAAUAUCGAUAAAGAUGAAAUAUUUGUUAAACCGUCUACUAGUAAAGGCUUUACUGGCUUCAAAACUGCAAAUAAUAAACAAAUAAAUAUAUCCAAAUCAGCUUUAGCAAAAACUAAAAAAAUAUUUGACGGUAUUGACCCAGUAGAUUUUAAAAUGCCUAAUAAACACGAAGAAAAAUCCAAAAACACGAAAGAAACUGAAGAUUUUUCAAAUGAAUUUAGUUGUAUUGGCUUUAAAACGGCAAGCAAUAAGAAUAUUAAAAUAUCUAAUGAAGCAAUGGCUAGAACUGAAAACAUUUUCAAAGAUAUUGAUUCAGAAAACUUCAGUUAUCCAAAAAAAUCAACGAAAACUGAAGAAAAUACUAAAUUGAAUACUGAAACUAGUAAAACAAAUGCCUUUGUAGGAUUCAAAACGGCAAACAAUAAAGAAAUCAAAAUAUCCGAUAAAGCUUUGGUUGAAACGAAGAAUAUAUUUAAAGAUAUUGAUGAUGAUAACUUUAAAUAUCCAGUAAAACACAUUAAAAAUACUGUAAAUAUUGUGAAAGAUGACGUUGUACCUAAAACUACAGAUUUUUAUGGGCCUUCUACUAGCAAAGCUACUUUUGUUGGCUUCCAAACCGCUAAUAAUAAGAAAGUUAAUAUUUCUAAAGAAGCAUUGGUUAAAACGAAGAACAUAUUUAAAGACAUUUUCGAAAAAGAUUCUAAAGUUCACAAAAAUCCUGAAGAACAUAUUACAGAAGUCGAAGAAGACAAUGAAAAAUUUAAUAAGCCGGCAAGUAAAACUAAUUUUAUUGGUUUUCAAACAGCAAACAAUAAACGGAUAACUAUUUCAAAGGAAUCUUUAGCUAAAACUAAAGAUAUUUUCAAAGACAUUGAUAAAAUUACUUUUGGAAAUUUAAGCAAAGCUAAUAACGAUUCAAAGGACACACGAAAUGUGCCUAAAAUGGUGGAACCAGAUACAGAUCUAUGUGCACCGUCAACUAGCAAAACAGCUUUUAUGGGCUUCAAAACAGCAAAUAACAAACAAAUACAAAUCUCUAAAGAAUCUCUAGCUAAAACUAAAAAUAUCUUCAAAGAUUUAGAUUCUAAUGACUUUCCAAAUGCAAGAAACCUAGAAAAAGGUGAACCAAAACUUCCAUAUCCAAGUUUCAAAGAAGAUCUUCCUCCUAUAAGAAGUAUGACUGAUUUUGUUGAGUUCAAAACUGCAAAUAAUAAGGUUAUCAAUGUUUCCGAAAAGGCUAUAGCCAAAACUAAAAAUAUUUUUAAAGAUUUAGAGGACUCUGAAAUUAAAACUACAAAAAUAACUAAAAAAGACUAUCCAGACAUUGAAAUAGAUACAAAAGAUGUUACUGGUAAAGAUGAAAGUCCUAUAAGUACUAAUGAUGAUAAUUUUCAUAUAAGUGCAAAUAAAAUACCAAAAUUUCAAGGCUUCCAAACUGCUAGUAAUAAAAAGGUUGAAAUUUCGGCAGAAGCUUUACUAAAAACACGAAAAAUAUUCCAAAAUAUUGAUGCCGAUGAAGACAUAAAUAAUAAAAACUCAAAAACAGACAAUAUAAACAAUUUAAACCUCGCUAACGAUGAUAAAGAUCACAAACAUGACCUCAAUUUAGCACUAGAUCUAAAUAAAAGUCCAAUUUUUAAAGGGUUUCAGACAGCUAAUAAAAGACCCGUAGUCAUAUCUGAAGAAGCAUUAGCUAAAAGUAAAAAACUAUUUCAAGAUUUAGAAACUAUUCAGGACGAACCUGAACCUGAAUUUCAUGGCUUUAAAGCUAUUAACAAUGAAGAACUAGAAUUAUCACAAAAAGCGUUAAUUGAUGCUAUGAAAAUAUUUGAAAAGGAACUUAAAGGUGGUUUGCAAUUCCAAACGGAAGAUGAAAGUCGAAAACUACUUAAAGAAGUUGAAGGUAGUAAAAAUAGAGUGCGAAAUUAUGCAACAAACAUUGCUAAAAUAAAAACCGAUAUAAAAAAUUGCGAUAUUAAUAAAGCUAACGAUGGUAUAAGAAAUAAACGCCCAUUUGCAGAUGUAGAUACUUCAAAUGACAAAAUAACCAAUUUAGAUGAGGGAUUAGAAAACAUUAUAAAUACACAAGUCUUAAAUAACUUCGAUCAAAGCUUAUAUACUGAAGAUUUUCGCGAAACCCCCGUCAAAGCAAAACGGCCAUCAAGCCCAAUCUUAUCGUGCCCUAAAGCGAAAAAACGGCGAAAAUUUGAAACGCCAUACUCUCAAAAACUACCAGUUGCUACCAAAAGAGAAAUAAUCAAGCCAAAAGAAGGAAAUAAAAUAAAAUUCAAUGAAGAUUACAAGCGAAAGAAAGAAUAUACUUUGAAAGAUUUGGAGAAAAUGACGCGGAGUUUCGCAAAAACAGAUGCAUAUUUGACGACUUUUCGAUUCGAUAGCCUGUUACAAUUUGUGUUCAAAAAUGAAAGAAACGACUUGACUGAAGGCGAUUUAACAAUCGAAUCGCUUAAAACAUAUUUUAGUGAUUCAGUAACCUGUAAACUUAUACCAAAAGGCUGGUUAGAUAACCAUUUGAAGUUAAUAUUAUGGAAGCUAAUAUCUUAUGAAAUUAAAUUCAAUAGUCUUUUUUGUACUGCAAGAAAUGUGUUAGAUCAAUUAAAGUUUCGUUACGAUGUGGAAUUGUUUAAUGCUAAAAGGCCAGCUUUGAGGAAGAUCUUUGAGAAAGACGACGUGGCUUCGAAGACUCUUGUAUUGUGCGUCGCUGAGAUAUAUGAAGAUGGUGUCAGAGUUGUCAGUGCAUCAACAUCAAACAACGUGGAGCUACUACUAACUGAUGGUUGGUACUGCAUCAAAGCCAAUAUCGACAAGAUGUUGGCCCAACAUGUGUGUCAAGGGAAGAUCGUGGUUGGAACCAAGCUGGUCACCAAUGGGGCUGAGUUGAUUGGUUGUGAACAAGGAGUUUCACCGUGGGAGGACACUACAGCCAUACGCUUAAAGCUCUUCGGCAACUCAACGCGCAGGGCUCGCUGGGGCGCGCGUCUCGGUUACCAUGGCAACGCCGCCAUCUUGUCCCAACUGUCAUCUGUCAGAAUAGAUGGCGGAAAAGUGUCGAAACUAAGAGUUUUUGUGUCUAGAGUGUAUCCUGCUUUGUAUGUGGAGAAAUUUGAGGAUGGGAGCACUGUGACAAGAUCGGAACGUUUAGAGCAUCUACACCAAGUGAAGACUGAAGCUGAAAGACAGGCCAUCAUGGAGAGAAUCUAUGAAGAAGUUGAGAGGGAGUUCUCAGACCAGGAAUCUCAAGACUCGGAAAGUUUAUCAGACGCAUGUAACAAGAGAGUGUGUUUGGACAGUGGAUCGCAAAUAGCCAAGGUUAUGAAGAGGAGCAGAGACCCUGAGGAGUUUAGGGCUGGCUUAACCUCCACACAAACCAACCUCCUAGAAGGACACAGAUCGAAACAAAGGGACCGUCUCCUUCAAGACAUACAGAAGAGAGUGAGAGAGAAGAUAGAGAAAGCAGGAGUCCAAGUGACUAGGAAUGUUGUUAUGUUACUGAAGAUUAGAGUCGCUGGAGUGGUGGAGAGGAGUGGUGUGGAGAUUUCUAAGGGCAUGAUGUCAAUAUGGAAGCCAACAGAUGCAGUUACUGAUAUGAUCAGGGAAGGAAUCUGGAUCGAUGUGCUGAAUGUUGUCCCUACCGCUGUCAGGUACAACGAAAUCCAAAUAUCAGCAGGCAGACAAUCCAUAUUCAGCCUAUCAAAAUUCAAGGAACCUGAAAUUUUAAAACCAUACACCAAAACCUUAAAACGUAACUCAUAUACUAUACAACAGCUAGUUCAAAACCCAUCGAUGUCAACCGAUUAUAAUGAAAUCGAUACAAUCGGUUUCAUCUUCCUAAUCGAACCAUCGAUUAACGAUUUCGACUCGACUAAACAACCUUUCCAAAAUAUCUACCUUUCAGAUGCUAAUAAGAAUAUUAUUUGUAUUAAUUUCUGGGGUGGUUUAAAGAAAUUUGGAUACGAAAAUGUGUUAGAUACCGGUCAAAUUAUUUAUUGUGGUAAUUUGCAGAAACGCGCUGGUAACACUAGAAAAACUAUACUGCAAUACAGGGUGACGGAGUUCACGUAUUUUACUAAAACUCCCAAAAAUGAAUGUGCCAGGAAUUUAAUACAUGAUUUGAGUAAGAAGUUUAGUACACUGGAUCGUAGAAAAUUUUGUGAAGACUGUGUUGUGUUGAAAAAUAAUUUCGCUAGUGUCAAGAGUAAUAAUGAAAACAUAUCUCCAUAUAGAUUUAAUAAUAGUGACCUUAAUUUCUCUAAAAACAAAAUGUUCAUUGAUUCGCCUUUAGCUAGACCGGUCAAAGAUGACAAUUUCAACCUUACCGGCUUAGAUUUUGAGUCCACUUUUAGACAAACAGACACUCAAAACUUGUCUGAUGAAGUUAUGCUUAGGAAGAAAAAAGUCAAUGAAAAAAUAGCGAGACUAAAAAUGUACGGGGAACCACCUCCAUUAUCAACCAUUCAUAUAAUUAAUAGAUCUAAAAACGCUUCGAAUUCAUACAAGAGUCCUCUAAAUCCAAACCAAAGUAAUUCAAAAAUCCCACCGCCAAAAUCGAAAAGCGAAACUGUCAAAAGUGACAGUUAUGAUAAUGUUGCCAACGUAAAUGAAAGUCCCGGUAAAAGUGGUAAUUUAAAUGUUUCGGAUUUGGUAUGCAGUCCUGUACUUAUGAAUAGGACUUAUGUUAAGAAUGUUAAUCCUGUUAAGAUUAAUUUUGAUAUUAAAGAUAAUAAUGAUAGUAAUUUCGACCAUUUCGCUGAAGAGUUUGACGGUAGUCCGCCUUUGAGUCUAGAUUAA